AGUCUGAAACACCGUAACAAGGAGGAUCGAUGAAAAGGAUUCUCGGAGUUGAAUUGAACUCUCAAGUGGCUCACAUAAUUUUCAAACUUGAUUAUGCUUUUGUGGCAGUGGAAGAUGAGGAUGAUCUAGCCACGAAGAACAACAGCAACAACACAGAUGAUUUUGCUAUAGAGCCUCGUGAAGGGAUUGAAUUUGAAUCCGAGGAUGCGGCUAAGAUGUUCUAUGAUGAUUACUCUAGACGUUUAGGGUUUGUAAUGCGUGUAAUGUCUUGCCGGAGAUCCGAAAAAGACGGAAGAAUCCUUGCCCGGAGAUUCGGUUGUAACAAAGAAGGUCAUUGUGUUAGUAUCCGUGGUAAGUUUGGAUCAGUUAGGAAACCAAGACCGAGUACAAGAGAAGGUUGCAAAGCCAUGAUUCAUGUUAAGUAUGACAGGUCUGGUAAAUGGGUCAUUACCAAAUUCGUCAAAGAACAUAACCACCCACUCGUUGUUUCACCUCGCGAGGCUCGCCAUACUCUGGACGAAAAGGAUAAGAGAAUUCAAGAACUGACGAUAGAGCUGCGAAACAAGAAGCGGUUAUGUGCAGCGUACAAGGAACAGCUAGAUGCAUUUGCAAAGAUUGUUGAAGAGCAUAGUAAUCAGAUAGCGAAGAAAGUUGAGAACGUAGUGAACAAUUUGAAAGAAUUCGAACCUCUAGAGCAUGCGCUAUUGCGAAGUAAACAAGAUGCCAUCUAAGCCAAUUAUGUAUGUGUGCGGAUGUAUAUUCUUUCAAUCGGUAAAGCUUUCUAUACCGCUUUUCCCGAUAGUAAAUGUUUUAAGUGUAAUCUAGAUGUGGUUUGAUUCUUAUUUGUUUAUGGAAUGUAAUGUGAGAAACUUUUUAACCAUAGAGUAAAAGAGGACAUGAAGG
Messenger RNA from Arabidopsis arenosa, 903 nucleotides. The record is from the annotation of a GenBank genome assembly. Lineage: Eukaryota; Viridiplantae; Streptophyta; Magnoliopsida; Brassicales; Brassicaceae.